UACAGAAAACUACAGUUCCCUAUAGCAAUAAUAGCGCACUUUGAGAUUUGUUUUUAGCCUAGCUGGGGAACACGAGUAAUAGUAUUUUAGAAAAACUAAGCCCUUCUCCUCGUAAAUUGCGUUAUAUAACACUCGCGCGGGGUGUCUUAAUCUUCUACACCAUGCCAGUGCACCGUGAUCGGGAGAAAAAGGAGAGCACAACAGAGGAGAUGGACGUGGAAGAGCAAGAACACGAGGCAUCCAGCUCGGAAGAUGAGGAUUCUGAAACUUCCUCUGUCUCUGAGGAUGGAGAUAGCUCAGAAAUGGAUGAAGAGGACUGUGAGCGGAGGAGGAUGGAGUGUCUGGAUGAAAUGUCCAACCUGGAAAAACAGUUCACUGAUCUAAAAGACCAGCUGUAUCGUGAACGUCUUAGUCAGGUGAACAGCAAGUUAUCAGAAGUGGAGGCUGGACGGGCAGCAGAAUAUCUGGAGCCUCUGGCAGUACUGCUGGAGAACAUGCAGGUCCGCACUAAAGUGGCAGGUAUCUACAGAGAGCUGUGUCUGGAGUCUGUUAAGAACAAGCAUCAGUGUGAGAUCCAGGCCGCGUGCCAACACUGGGAGAGUGAGAAACUGCUGCUGUUUGACACAGUACAGAGCGAACUAGAAGAGAAAAUAAGACGAUUAGAGGAAGACAGACACAGCAUAGAUAUUACAUCAGAGCUGUGGAAUGAUGAGUUGUCUGGGCGAAAGAGGAGAGAUGCUUUAAGUCCAGACAAGAAGAGGAGAAGACCUUCAGUGGUGUCCGGCCCAUAUAUUGUUUAUAUGCUGCCUGACUUGGACAUCCUAGAGGACUGGACAGCUAUCAGAAAGGUGUGGGCUGUGGCUACACUGGGUCCCCACAGAGGGAAGGCCGACUCUGACAGCUCUGCAUUCCCAUUUAGAUCAGAUAGAAACAGGCCCAUUCUCAACUGCUGAUGAACACACAUAUACAGUGACACAUUUGGAAACACGCUCAAACACGAGACCUUCAGAUAACACACACAGCAGAACAUUUCUCUGUCUUCCCCAAAUUCCAUUACCAACGACACCAGCUUGUAAGCUGAUCAUGCUAAAAGACGGAUACAGUAAGGACUUAUAAGUUUGGAUCAGGACAAACAUAAAUAUAUACAUAUUUUUUUCAUUUAAAAUGGCAAGGCUUAGAAUUUCCCCAUCCAUUUACCAGCAUUGUUUUCUGUUUGUUCAGCGGAUUUUCUGUCAACAGUAAAAGUAAGAGACCCUCUCAUCAAGGUCUGUUGUAAAACCCGACAUACAUUCAUUGUUCAUUGUCAUUUUCAGGACUACAAACAACUGUUAAAGUAUGUCUAAAUCAGGGUUUUCAUUUACAUGCACCAAAGUUUGGAUUAAAAACGUUUUUGAGGUGGGAAAUUUAACUUUUUUUAGUGGCCCUGUAUAUUUGAAUUUUUUUACUCUCAAGUUAGAUAAUAGAACAUUGUUGCUUUGAAAAAUACAAUUAUUAUUUAAAUGUGUUUUUGUGUUUCCUCAGGUUGUCUUUGUCAUGUAAGCUUUAGUGCUAUGAGACACAGUAGGGGGUGGUGCAGUGAAUGUCUCAGUCUCUGAAAAUACCAGUGUCUUUACAAAACAAGACAAUAUGACACUCUGCUAACUGACACUGACUUCAUUUAAUGUUUUCACAUUGGAAAAAGUGUGUGUUGAUUUAGUGUUAUUCGGCCUUCCAGCUGAACUUGUUUCUGGGCAAGUCAGUUCACACCCUGAGCACACUGCCUGGAUCGUGUAAAUGGUGUGCUGUCAGAUUUGCUCUGGCAUCUUACUUAUAAAUGUAGACAUGUACCAUGACUCUCAUUUUCAAAACUAGGUUGGUUUUGAAAAGUAUUCAAACCAGUUUACACACCUGUUUGACAAGAUAAAGGCUCAUAUCUUCAUUUACAUAUAAACCAGGAUUAUUUGAUGUUUUUUGUAUUCUUGUGUGUGGAUCAGUUUAAAACCAGUGAGACUAAUAAUUACUGUUUGUUAGCUUACUUUAGCUAGGUAGGGGUUAUCAGUUUGUACAAUGCUUGUUGCAUUACUGAGCAGUGCCUACUUUUGAAGCUCCAUCGCUGGUCUUAAUCUUUUGCUUUAGUUGUGGUUUGUGUGUUUAUAAGAGUUUGUUAGUCGUCUGGGACUAACACAGUGAUGACUCACAUUGUGAUUAUAUUAUGUAUUCAGAAAGGAACAGUAUCGGCCUAAAGUCCAAAAUUCAGGGAGACAGACAUUUCAAUAGACGUUAGAGCAACCAUACAAGUGUUAGUGGGAUACCUGGGCAUUUACCAGCCCUUACGUACAUAAAAGAUUCAGUGGAUUAUUAGCCUUAGGUCACUACAUCAAAAGACCAGAAUCACACACUGAAACCACAAAUGAACAACUGCAUCUGUGAUUGCACUUGUAAUAACUGAAUAAUACAAUAACAUGGACACAUUAAAUACCAAGGUAUCCCUUUAAAGUUUUUUAUUCAAGUGGUAUUGUUUUGUUCACUGUUUUAUCUAUCUACCUCUUCUCUCCACUCAAAUGUUAAAUCAGAAUCAAACCUACAGUGAUGAUGGUUAAUUAAUUGUAUCUACAUUGUAGGCACCAGUUUCCUCCAUAACCAAGCAAUGAGUUUCUACAGAUACAGCAAACGGUUUAUAAAAGACCAUGAACAAAUUGCAAUUGUAUUGUAGAGAUUUUUAUGUUUCUGUAAUAUUAAGGUAGUAGGGAUGAAAAUACAUUCAAACAUUUUAAACAGUUUGUAUUAUGUGCUGGUUAAAUCUGUCCUGGGUUUUACAAUUAAACAUUUUAUAUUUA
Molecule: messenger RNA, 2816 nt
Organism: Betta splendens (Siamese fighting fish)
Lineage: Eukaryota; Metazoa; Chordata; Actinopteri; Anabantiformes; Osphronemidae
Gene: brms1la
Product: BRMS1 like transcriptional repressor a
Exons: 9
Coding region: 162-953 (263 amino acids)
Biological process (GO): negative regulation of transcription by RNA polymerase II
Cellular component (GO): Sin3-type complex
Molecular function (GO): histone deacetylase binding
Source: RefSeq, a predicted model, not a curated record